AUGGACGGAAUCGAGCAAACACCUUCCGGUUCAAAAGUGAUCAUACAGUGUGUUGAUCCCAACAGCCUAUACGAUAGCCUCGAACCCCGCCUCUCCGCCAGAGCUCCCCUGCGAAAUCUGCACUGGAAAUCUCCAAAUCGUCCCCUUCGAUCCAUUCCGAGUCUGAACAUAUCGCUUCAGAAGGAGGACAAAUCUACAGGAUCUCAGGGCAGUGCUCGCAGACAUCAGAUCCCAGGUUUACGAGAAACACCGUAUGUGAAACUUUACAUAUUGCGUUGUGACGACAAGGAGACAUACAAAGAAAAGGUCAGGAAAGAAGUGCGCCAAUGGGUUAAAUCGCAAACACCAGCCGGGGACGGCAAGUCCUCGAAUAGGGCCCAGGAGGAUCACGAUGCGUUUGAAUGGCUGAUUCUGCAUGUGGUAUUGCCAAAUACUCCGGCAGCCAGUCAGCCAAAGUCGUCAAAACAUAUUUCCUUGGAGACAACAGAUAGCACCGACAGCGUCAACAGCAAAUCAAAAUGGUCGGGCAAGAGCUCGUCUACCAUAUUCGACAAAUUAAGAGCCGACUUCAGCAGUGGCUCCAAGUCGUCAAUCAAUCGUGUUGCUCAAGUUCGUCUCUUGGAUCCGGGCGAUAGAACAACUCCACUCACUCCUGCCGAGCUGGAAGAACAGUGGCAGGACUUGACCGAAAGCCUGAAAGCGUGCAUACUCCGCUCCUUUGAUGCUCGAGUGGCCCAGUAUGAGACGGACAUCCGCGAAAGACAUAAUCAACGAAAUUUGCCCGGCUGGAAUUUCUGCACAUUUUUCGUUCUCAAAGAAGGGUUGGCGAAAGGCUUUGAAAGUGUGGGUUUGCUUGACGAUGCUUUGGCGGUCUACGACGAGCUAUCGCUGGGCUUGGACACCUUGGUGAAUGAACAAGCUCAAGGAGGCGACCGUGACGAUAGCGGUGCCCUCCUCGACUUCUCGAGGGAAUCCAAAAGCCUUUUGCGUGCGGCAUUAGGUUCUGAAAGUGCUACGUUGCCAAAAACUAAACCCGAGACAAUCUUGAACCCCUCCAAUAUCCUGAAUGCCGACCGUCCCGACUUUCCUUUUGAUGUCGAGAGGAAGAAAUAUCUGGAUCUGAUUCUGUCCAAUGAUGUCUCAGCCUUGGAUCUGCGCAUCUACCUCUUCACCCGCGAGAUGGACAUUUUGCUCAGGCAAGGACGUCAGGAGCUUACAAAGUCCUCUGGAAAGACUAUCUCGAGUGCCAAUAUUACUGCUUUCGCGGAUCUGACCGAGCGUGCCAUAAGCUUCAUCAACUUGGCAGCUCGUAGUUUGCGGCUUGAGCUUUAUAGUGCGUGGGGAGGUCAAGAGGGGUUGACUCUGAAGGAGUUACAUACCCAGCGUACAGUGACAGGUAAUAUUGUCUCUACGUUCGAAUGGCGCGCUGCGAUGCAGAUCUUGAGUCAGGUUCUGCCAGUCUUGGGUUUAGAUGCGGAAUACGGCACGGAAUGGCUGUCACUCGAUUCCGUUGAGCUUUCACGAAUGCCUGGCAGCAAGUCAAACGAACUUUCCGAUGCUCGAAACCAUCUCAACAGAAUGUCACUGGCUCUCGAUUCUGGCUCGCCUUCACGAGAGCGUUCUCAUGGGCCUCACAAAAGAAUCUCUGUCAUUCCCGAAGAAGUAUUCCCACGACAGCUUACUUUCACGCGUCCGGGGUCCGAAUUGUUGGCUUUAUGGGCCUCCAAACUUGCCAUCAUGGCGCGGAACGCCAUGGCAAGUCUCGAAGCAGUACGGCCAUGGCUCAGUCAGAUGAAACGUGAUGCAUUGAACAGAGAUAGGCGCGCAGAAAGUACAGAAGUCAAUGGGCAGAACGUCAACCACCACGAAAACCAUGAAGACGAGGAAGAUCAAACGGCAAAAGUCCAUCCAGAUCUGCUGGCAGGCAUUGCUUCGAACACUCUACAGACAGCUGCGUCAUCGAAGUCUGCUUCCCUGAACAUGUAUGCAAUGCUCUCGGUCUUGGCUUAUCGUGUCAUUGCGGGAAGCAGGAGCAAUACGACUGCGCAACAGGUUCUGACAGAUCUCGUGGAACUGGAAUAUUCGCAGAACAACUAUACUGUCGCAGCAAGGUACUUGCAUAGCAUUCUGGGACAAUUGCCGCAAGUCUCCUAUCGUCCGUCAGAUGGCCAUCUGCUGCUGAUCUACGCCGAUUGUUUAAAACAUCUUGACAGACCAAGUGAGUACGCUCGUUGUAUCAUUGCGUGUCUGCAUUGCGCUUCAGAAGGCCAUUUUGGUGCAAGGCUAGAGAAAUUCCAACCUACAUAUCAGCUUUUCCAGGACCGACUUUUCGAAGUGGCACAUGCCAUGAAACCAAUGACCUUUUCUCUGUCAGCUUUAUUCGACAUUCUUGGCGUUGCCAGCACUAUCACUCAACGAGAAGGAGAAGAUGGGUUCAUGCUCUCUUUCACCAUUCGAACGUCAUCUGGCACAAGCACACCGCCUAUCAGCGAUGCCAAACUACGGCUCACUUCACAGGAUGGGAAUGAACCCCGUUUCAUCUCCUUGAAGCUGUCCAAGGAUGUUUGCAUAGAAUCAAUUGAUACAAACGUUAUGCUUGUAACGGCGGUGACAACACAUGGUUGGUAUAUCCCUGAUGAAGUCGAGAUCAGCAUUGGUAAUCUAAGGCUUUUGCAUCACUUUCGCGCCACGCACCAUGACAACCCUGCGCAGAUGGACGAGACACCCACUGAUAGGUCGCCGGUUGUCCCAAUCCUCGUCUACCCUUUCCACGAAACAUUUGAGAUCAAACUCAGCCACGCUCCAGUCAUACAUCUAGGUGAAACGCGGCGAAUUCUGAUGCAGAUCCUGCCCGGACGUAACAAGAUCAGCCAAGGCAGAAUACGGCUGAAGACAGCAACAGCUGGGCUUAGGCUCAAUAUUCAUGAGACAAAGUCAUUAGAUGAUAAAGGUGCUGCAACUUCGUUACGAACUGCAAGAGAAGGCGAUGCCCAGGUUAUCAUUUUCGACGACAUGGAGGCCGAUACUACAAGCCGGAUUGAAAUUCCAUACACAAUGGAAGUCCAAUCCGAACCAACCGCCACCAUUCGAGUUGAUGCCAGCUACCAGACCGAACAAGGCACAUAUACGCUUUAUGGCACGGCUAUCGUCAGCGUCCUAUUGCCCGUUGCGGUGAACGUGCAAGAUAUUUUCAGGAGCACCUGCAUGUAUUCACGAUUUAGCAUCAGUCCAUCCACACUUGUGCCUCUGCACCUGAUAGACUGCCAAAUAGCUGAAACUGCAGCAUACGAAACCGCUACCGGUGGUGACUUUGGGGGCUCGCAGGUGGUGUUUCCCAAGCAACCUGCCACUUGGACUGUGCGACUCAUUCCAAAGCUUGAAAGCUCAAUCACUGCCUCGCAAAGGAUGACUCUUUGUGUCCACUUCCAAUCUAUGGAUGAUCUCAUCUUGUCCACCCUUGAGGAGACAUUUGCAACGGCAUUCUUGAAGACACCUUAUCGUUUUGCCGCCCGAUUAUUGCUAUGCCACCUUCUGAAAACUGUUCGAACAUCGUGGACCGAGCAAGAUCUGGAAGUAGCAGCUCUAACACAGGAAGUGGAAAUCUGGAACAUGGACGUUAUGAAUUGGAGCUCUGUAUUGUGUGCAUUCGAACGAAAUACCAGGACCUCCAUCGAAGAAUGGCUCAGCGAUUGGCAUUCGCAGACGUCGACAAUCAAAUUCUCCACCAUGAAAACUAUUCAACGCCAGCUUAGACUUCAUGUUGACAUAUCGUCUCACCCUGUUCUUGUUGCAGCAUGCUUGGAAGUCAAAGGCUUGAACAUGGCGACACCUACAGCCACGUUGGGGCAGCCUAUCCUAGCUGAUCUAACGAUGAGUUUGGCAAACACAAGGGAAAAGAAUGUGGAAGUAUCUUUUGAGAUAGCUACGUCGGAUUCAUGGCUGGUGGGAGGCAAGCGGAAAGGGAUUGUGACACUGACCAGGGACCCCCUCCGCAUUCCGGUCAUUCUAUUUCCCCAACACCAAGGGCAUGCGCUCCUGCCUUCUGUGUCGGUCAAGUGUAGGAAGCAAAAGCAAAGCAGCGGUAAUGAAGAUGCGUGGACAGAUGUGGCAAGUGAAGUUCACAAUCCGAUGCACGGUCGCAGCAUCCACAUCAGCUCAGAUAUACAGAGUACCACUGUCGAGGUGUCUGGAAGACUGCCGGACGGAGGUUCGGGACGCCUGAUAGCGAGUGCACGCCGUGAAGAAUUUGGGUGAGGAUAUAAAUCAAAAACUGUGAUCUUGAAGAUCUCCAUCCCCUGUCAAGAUGGACAUUUCUCACGUGCAUGACCUGCAGGUUCGAAUCUGCAGCAGCCACAGACGAGUGGCAUCGAAGAAUGCCUUUCGAGCUUCCAGAAGUCCUGCGAGCUUUCUUUCUCCAAUCCACAGGGUCGCGGCACGAACCGAGCACCCUAGACCCUGUCAAUCGAACGGCCACUGGCCAGCCAAGGGGCGCGGGCUGUCUCUGACGACAUUUGGGCGGCAAGGAUGACCCUUAGCUCAUUUUCUCGCCUUCCCCAACAAAAUCGUUUUCGUGGGAUCUCCGAACCCACCUCGGCGGUAUUCUCUGACUCGCAGCGCAAUCUGAGGUACUUAUCAGAGUUGACCAGCAUCUGGCCCCUGUACUGUGACCAGGGAUGCUAUUGAAGGAUCUUCAUGUGACCGAG
Messenger RNA from Exophiala viscosa, 4703 nucleotides. RefSeq lists its product as uncharacterized. Gene Ontology annotation, biological process: intra-Golgi vesicle-mediated transport; early endosome to Golgi transport. Gene Ontology annotation, cellular component: TRAPPII protein complex. The transcript has a single exon. The record is from RefSeq and is a predicted model, not a curated record. NCBI's taxonomy places the organism in Eukaryota, Fungi, Ascomycota, Eurotiomycetes, Chaetothyriales, Herpotrichiellaceae. The coding region runs from base 1 to 4254 and encodes 1417 amino acids.